AUGGGGUCAAUGGUUGGUAAUUUUCGAACUGGCAUAGGACGCACAAAUGCGAUGCAAGUAAACCCCUUCAAUGGAGUUGUUUCUUUAGGUCACUCAGGUGGUACUGUUACCAUGUGGAAGCCAACCAGUUCUGCUCCUCUUGUCAAGAUGCUAUGUCAUCAUGGGCCUGUCUCAGCGCUGGCAUUUCACCCAAAUGGCCAUUUGAUGGCCACUGCGGGAAAAGAUAAAAAAGUUAAGCUUUGGGACUUGAGGAAAUUUGAGGUUCUUCAAACCUUACCAGGUCAUGCAAAUACUCUAGAUUUUAGUCAAAAGGGUUUACUUGCUUGUGGUAAUGGUUCAUUGAUCCAGGUUCUGCGUGAUGUUUCUGGUACACAGAAUUAUUCCAAGUACAUGACUCAUUCCAUGGUAAAAGGUUACCAGAUAGGAGAAUUAGUAUUUCGACCAUAUGAAGAUGUUCUAGGUAUAGGGCAUUCCAUGGGCUGGUCUAGUAUUCUUAUUCCAGGAGCUGGAGAACCCAACUUUGACUCAUGGGUUGCGAACCCGUUUGAAACUUCCAAACAGAGGAGAGAAAAGGAAAUACGAUCACUUCUUGAUAAACUCCCACCUGAGACUAUUAUGCUGGAUCCCAGCAAGAUUGGUACAGUAAAACCAAAAAAAGAGAGGCCAACAAAGCAAGAGAGGGAGGCUGAGAUAGAAGCUGCCCUUGAAGCUGCUAAGGGCAUGAAACUGAAGAAAAAGACAAAAGGAAGAAACAAGUCUGGUAAAAGGGUACAGAAAAAGCAAGAAGCAGUUGCUAGAGUGAAGAGGCCUUACUUGGAGCAGAAAAUUCAAGAGGAAAACAUAUCAAGAAAGAAACAGAAAACUAAUGAGGGUGAGGAACUACCAAAAUCGUUACAGCGGUUUGCUCGUAAAAAAGCAUCGUCGUGA
Molecule: messenger RNA, 927 nt
Organism: Sphenostylis stenocarpa
Lineage: Eukaryota; Viridiplantae; Streptophyta; Magnoliopsida; Fabales; Fabaceae
Source: the annotation of a GenBank genome assembly